This is a messenger RNA of Giardia duodenalis, 420 nucleotides long. RefSeq lists its product as uncharacterized. Bases 1 to 420 code for a protein of 139 amino acids. NCBI's taxonomy places the organism in Eukaryota, Fornicata, Diplomonadida, Hexamitidae. The transcript has a single exon. The record is from RefSeq and is a predicted model, not a curated record.
AUGGCAGCCAGAAUUGUAGAGGAAACAGAGUCUGCUGCGAAGACCAUAUGCCAGACCCUUCAGACCGCAGAAACGAAUCUGGUCCAGAAGCUGGUUGUCCCACCGCGAUGCAAUCAGGCGUUUCUGGGCGCCUUGACACCGACUGAGCUGUCACACAUGGGCAUAAGGCAGCCAGGAUACGAUGUCGCAGACGAUGAGCCCACAGAAGCGUCGGGAAUACUUGACACAGAGUACAGCGAUGUGGUUUCAGAAGUAUCGGCUUCCCUUAGUGGCGGUGCUAAGAAUCAUGCAAGGAAGCCACCGGUUAUUUGCAUAGGUGAUCUUUACUUUUCGCGGUACAAUCCUCUUUUCCACCACAGAGACACCUUACAAAUACAGAGGCUUGACAGUAAUAGGGGCAGUCCCUGUUCUGGCAUCUGA